Messenger RNA from Sordaria macrospora k-hell, 894 nucleotides. NCBI's taxonomy places the organism in Eukaryota, Fungi, Ascomycota, Sordariomycetes, Sordariales, Sordariaceae. The record is from RefSeq and is a predicted model, not a curated record.
AUGUCCUUCGAGUCAUCAACAGGCCCGGAAAUGUCGGCAACCACCAAGCAGAUGCUAGUCCGUGUGCGGCAAAUGGUGCCGCCAUUGCUGGAGAAAUUCCAUAAAGGCAUGUCAUGUCUAGAUUGCGACAUCUGGUGGUCCAGCUCUGGGGAGACGAGCUUGUCUCCGCCACCGUGGCUAUGGGGACAACUCGGCCGUAUAGCUGUCAUCGGUGGCAGCGAGGACUACACAGGUGCACCCUACUUCUCGGCCAUGGCGAGCGCAAGACUGGGCUCUGAUCUCUCCCACGCCGACAGCUCAUCCUCGCUCACAAAAUCUGCUCCGGACACCGACCCUGCCCAAGUAGCGGCCCAGAUCAUCCCCAUGCUCGACCGACUGCACGUGCUCGUCAUCGGCCCCGGUCUCGGCCGCGAUCCCAUCAUGCAAGAGACCUGCGCCAAGGUGAUCGCCGCGGCGCGCGAGAAGGGAAUCCCCAUGGUUCUCGACGCCGACGCCCUGUUGCUGGUGGCCAAGGAUCCAUCCCUCAUCAAGGGGUACAACAACGCCGUCGUGACGCCGAACGUGGUCGAGUUCGCCCGGCUGACCAAGGCGCUCGGCGUGGACGAACAGGGCGGCUUGAAGAGGAGUGGUGGUCAGGGAGACACGUUGACGGGAAGUAUUGCCACGUUCUUGGGCUGGAGGGCGGCGUACCUUGAUGAUCUCUGGGAUCAUGGUAAUCCGCUUAAGAAGGAAGAGUUGAUGGGUUUGGCUGUCUUUGGUGGAGCUGCCAUUACGAGGGAAUGCUCUCGUCUGGCGUUUGCCAAGAAGGGCCGCAGUCUUCAAGCAAGCGAUCUCACAGACGAAGUACACACGGCAUUUUUGAACUUAUUUGGCGAGGUGGAUGCGAAGCUCUAG